AUGCUUGUUAUACAGACGAAGUGUAAUAAGUUUUUAUGUGGAUUUUUUGAAAACUCAGGAAAAUUAGUCUAUAUGAAAAAGCAAUCGAGGACAAAUGUAGGCUCAGUUACGGAAUUUCUUGAAAAUUCUAGGAUGGAAUUCCCUGAUAUGGGCAAAGCAGAUUUAAUUGGAGUAACAUGUCUUGGUGGGAUGCCUGAGCUGAUGAGAGAGUCACUAAUUUUUGCCAAGGUGAGAUUGAGUUAG
Blepharisma stoltei is the source of this 243-nucleotide messenger RNA. The record is from the annotation of a GenBank genome assembly. Lineage: Eukaryota; Ciliophora; Heterotrichea; Heterotrichida; Blepharismidae.